Solanum lycopersicum (tomato) is the source of this 691-nucleotide messenger RNA. Lineage: Eukaryota; Viridiplantae; Streptophyta; Magnoliopsida; Solanales; Solanaceae. The record is from RefSeq and is a predicted model, not a curated record.
UUUAUUUCUUGGAAGCAAGAAAUAAAAUGAAUUGAAGUGGAAAAAUAAGAAAAAUUUGUUAUUUGAAGAAAAAAAAUAUUAAUAUGGCAUCAUCAAUAGGACCAUGGUUGGGUGGUGGUGGACGAAGUAGAGAUAUGGAUUUUGUAAGCCCAUUUUCAUCUGAUGUAUUGGGCCUGGGCUUUGGUGGUGAAUUGGGCUUUGGUAAUGGAUUGGGCUUUAGGAAUGAUGAAAUUUCUGCUUUGGCCCAUGCUAGUGUCGACUGGCGUGAAACUGAUCAAGCUCAUGUUUUUCUUGUUGAUAUUCCUGGUGUGAAGAAGGAAGAUUUAAAGGUUCAGCUCGAAGAUAACAUAUUGGAGAUUAGCGGUGAAAGAGUAAAAGAGGAAGAAAAAGGCGAUGACAAGUGGCACCGCGUGGAGCGUAAACGUGGCAGUUUCUGCAGAAAAUUCCGGCUACCGGAAAAUGCCAACGUGGAAGGUAUAAGUUGUGGGCUUGAAAACGGAGUUUUAACAGUGAAUGUACCCAAAAAAGAAACACAGCAGGUUCCAAAAAAUGUUAAGGCUAUAAACAUAACUUAGUUUUUGCGCCUGUGAAUAUAGUAUGUGUGUAUUAAGGCUUUUAAAUAAGUGGAUCACUUGUAUGUACAAAUUAAAAAUAUCAAAUAGUAUUUUUUACAUUUUGUGUGAUUAUUUAA